Notothenia coriiceps (black rockcod) is the source of this 2278-nucleotide messenger RNA. RefSeq names its product cation transport regulator-like protein 1. The record is from RefSeq and is a predicted model, not a curated record. Gene Ontology annotation, biological process: glutathione catabolic process. Lineage: Eukaryota; Metazoa; Chordata; Actinopteri; Perciformes; Nototheniidae. The annotation marks the transcript as partial. Gene Ontology annotation, molecular function: glutathione specific gamma-glutamylcyclotransferase activity. The transcript has a single exon. Gene Ontology annotation, cellular component: cytoplasm.
CAUGUCCCCUAGGGGGCUCCGUACUAAUUAAACAUCAAACUCAUGUGCCAUUCAUAUUCCUCCUCCACUUGUUUUCCCUGCAGGCUUGCACAUGGGGAGUGGCCUAUGAGGUGGCUGACUCCCAAAUGGAAGAUUCCCUUCAGUAUCUGGAAAAGAGAGAGGUUGUGAUGGGGGGUUACAAAACAGAGAUGGUGGAGUUCAUCCCUAAGGAGGAGGGUCACGGUGCUCUGUUGGCCAUGGUCUACAUUGCUACUCCUGACAACCCCAUGUACCUCGGCCUGGCCUCAGAAGAGGUGAUCGCCGCCCGGAUUGCCAUCUGCAGAGGAAACACGGGCCACAAUAUUGAAUACCUGUUCCGUCUGGCAGAGUUUAUGAGGCUCUACUGUCCCGAGGUAAAAGACGAGCACCUCUUCUCUAUUGAGGCUGCUCUUCUGAACAUUUUCCAUAACUGCGAAGGGAUCAGACCUCCAGACCAAAAGUAUUUUCUUCGCCGAGCUACAUAAAAGACACUCCUCAUCACAUGUUUUUAUAUGGAAUUAAAGUCCUGCAACCUCUGUUUUAAGAUUUUGGAUGCUCUAAGAGGAAUACUUGCAUUUUUUUUUAAAGACGUAUACAAAAUCCAGAAGAAUGUGAUGCUUUUAAAACUUAGGGACGACUUCUCACACAUGAUAUAUAUCACCUUUCCGGUAAAAGGUUCUCAGAAGCAAUUCUAUACUGUUUACAUUUAAAGAAAAUAUAUAUUUAUUUGUAAUUAAAAACACAAAAGUCUGUAUGAAUGAUGUUUUUUCCACGUGACUAAGUUGCCUAGGGUUGUACCCCCCUGCGUCAUGCUCCCACAUCACAUGGCAGAGGAAUGUUCAUGUACAUGUGUGGCCCCCCUCACAGGAAAUGCUGACUUGUUAACUGCACAGAUUUGGCUGCUUUCUGAUAUCUUUUGUGCAAUUUAAACGUAUGGUAUACAUUCAGUUUAUGGGAAUCAGGGCUGAUGGUUUAUCGGAAUCAGGGCUGUUGUAUUUCAACCAGCCAGAUAGAAAAUGUUUUUCAUCAAGACAACAUUAGGGCCUUGAACCUCUUGAAUUCUGUCAGCCACAACGGUUGGGAAGCCAAGAAUCCUUAAGCACAUUUAACUUGACUUUUUAAAAUGUCUCAGAGGUAGCAAAUAUGCAUGCACACAUCUAGAAUAUUUGCAUUUGAAAAUACGGUAAUACCUAAAACCAGGCAUUAUUACGCACAGCAAAUAGUGCACUCAAUUAGCCAGGAGAAAGCACAGAGUGUGGAUGACUGCCUGCAUGCUCUUACAGUAUAGACGCUAUAGGGGCUCAGCUGGGAGGUGCAGAUAGGGUUUCUCUCUCUGUCCGGACUUUGAACAAGCUACAAUAAUAUGUACACAUGCCACAUGUCAGACUUCUUUAUAAAAACAAAAAAGAAUGUAGACAAGCUAGCAUUUAUGCCUAUAAACUGCAAAGUUACAGUGUGGCACGCUGUUCUGCUUUCCUAGAAAUCCUCCCAAAACUAGGUCAAAGUUUGAGAGAGGGCACAAGAUACUUCAGCAACAGCUCAGAUGUACCGAACAUACUGGACUGGAGAAAGACAUAGACAGAAUGCCUCGAGAUAUUUAUAUCACUGAAGUGUGUCAUUGCAUAACCAACGCUUUGUGUCCAGUUGUCCAUUUUAAACAAUGAUAAAAUUGAUAUGUUGAAAAACUAUUUAUCGCUCAUGCUGUUGCUGAAACACCCCUGAAAAAUUGUUUACUCAUAGCAAAGCACACCAUGCUAUUUGUGCUGUCUGAGACACAGACAAAGUGGCAGACAACAAUGACUCAACAGCACAAAUGUAUGUCACUGGUUUCUUCCAACAUGACUAACUUAAAGUAAAUAUUGUGCUAAACUAAAAUAUUUGAUGACUCAGUGAGUAAUCUGCCUCCCGGUCCAAACCCUACCUUGUUUGUACUUUAAUCCAUUCCUUCGUGUUUGCUUUGGCUUAUGAAUCACCAUUCAAUUCACAAAUUAGAAACACAAACAACCUUGUUAUGUAUGUGUCACAUCAGGUGUGACUGUGCCUUUAAGAUGGCACCGGGAGUUUUUGGGAUGUGUGAACCGGAUACAGUUGUGUUGUUGUGGUGUUGUCAUGGGAGCGUAUGCAACAACGUCUUCAAUAAACGGUCAACCUAAAUAUCGUAGUCCAUAGUCUUAUAUACAACAAACCUCACCUUGAAUUUUAACAGUACAUGAUGAUCAGUUCAUCAAUACGUUUUUAACCACUACUAUGGAGCUAUUUC